Hansenula ciferrii is the source of this 912-nucleotide messenger RNA. RefSeq names its product osmosensor SHO1 (gene SHO1). The record is from RefSeq and is a predicted model, not a curated record. Lineage: Eukaryota; Fungi; Ascomycota; Saccharomycetes; Phaffomycetales; Wickerhamomycetaceae. Bases 1 to 912 code for a protein of 303 amino acids. The transcript has a single exon. Gene Ontology annotation, molecular function: protein binding. Gene Ontology annotation, biological process: regulation of actin filament polymerization.
AUGAUGGGUUUAGAAAAACCUGAUUCAGGUUCAAGAUUCCGUUUUUCAAACAUAUCAACAGAUCCUUUUGCAAUUUCUACAGUAUCUAUAGCAUUUAUAUCAUGGAUUAUAGCAUUUGCAGGAUCUAUUGCAUCAAGUUUAACAGAAAGUUUCCCAAGAUUUACAUGGUGGGGUUUAGUAUUUGAAUUAAUUUUAUUAAUAAUGUUAUUUUUUUUCUAUACAUUUGAUUUAAUUGAUCAAUAUAAAUCAUUUUUAACUUCAGCUUUUGGUAUUGCAUUUGUUUAUACAACAAAUUCUGCAACUGGAUUAGUUUAUGCUUCUGGAUCUAAAAAGGCCACAGCAUCAGCUGGUGUUAUUUUAUUAUCAAUGGUUAAUUUAAUUUGGGUUUUUUAUUAUGGUGGUGAUAAUUCUUCACCAAUUAAUCAAUGGAUAGAUUCAUUUUCUUUAAGAGGUCCAAGAUCUUCAAAUAAUCCAUUUGGUCAUCAUGGUCAUUUACCAAGUAAUUAUCAUUCAAGCUAUAUUGCAUCAAAUUCAAAUGGUAUUGAUGAUGAUUAUAAUAGAGGUUCCACGGUUUCAAAUCAAAGAUAUGUUUCAUCAACAAGAUUAAAUGGUUUAGAAAAUUUAAGUGAAAGAAAUACAAAUACUACACCAAGAUUUGAAACACCAAUUCCAGAACAUGCUUCAAUGAGUUUUACAGGUGAUCCAGAUACUCAAUUAGUUAUUGAUGAUUUCCCUUAUACUGCAAGAGCUUUAUAUAGUUAUGAAUCAAGUCCAGAAGAUGAAAAUGAAAUUUCUUUUGAAAAAGGUGAAUUAUUAAAAGUUAAUGAUAUUCAUUCAAGAUGGUGGCAAGCAAAAAGAUCUAAUGGUGAAAUUGGGAUUUGUCCAAGUAAUUAUGUUGAAUUAAUUGAAUAG